Messenger RNA from Closterium sp. Naga37s-1, 1047 nucleotides. The record is from the annotation of a GenBank genome assembly. Lineage: Eukaryota; Viridiplantae; Streptophyta; Zygnematophyceae; Desmidiales; Closteriaceae.
AUGGUGUACUAUGGCCGUGGAACGCAAUCCCCCCGCGCUGACGGACGUCCGGGUCGCGCUCCAUCUGCCUCUGAAGACACGAUGCCUGUCAACGAGUCGCGUGCGGAAACAGAGACCGAGUACCUCCAGUGGGCGGACCGCCAGGACGACCGCCUGGAUGUGGAUGACGAUGACGACGUGGAGGAUACCUGGAUGCCAGAAGAAGAACCUGUUGAUGAGGAGGUGGAAGCUGAUGGGCGCGAGCACCGCCCGCUGUCAGAGGUGAUGGCGUCCUCGAGCCAGGCAACUGCAGGCGAGCAUCGUCCGCGUGGGCAAGGGCAGACUACCAACCGUCGCACUGCUAGCACCACCAACGCGCCAACGACGGCUGAUGUCUCGAUCGACGCUGCGAUCGCCGCCCGGAUCGCGGAGCAGGAACGUCGUAUUCACGAGCUGAACCAGACCAUUGCCGGGCUCGAGGGGAAUCGCGGGCCGGUCAGGAGCCCUUCCCGUCCACGUGUCACGCCUCAGGCCGUUCGCGCACGUGAAGCGCCAUUGGACGAGCCCGCACCAGUGCGCCAGCGCACAGCUGCGGCCCGCGCCGCCGGGCGGCAAGCAGAGGUAACUGGCGAGGCAAGGGCGCCGAUGGUGGAGGCGGCGCUCGCCAGGGAGAUUCGACGUGCCAACACGGGGGGUCGAGCCACUCCUGGUCUGGUCAACUGGGCCGACCGACUUCAGGAGUGCCACGUGUUUUUCCCGAACAUGGACGACGGGUGGAAGGUUGAGUUUCCGCUUGUCAGCGGCGGGACUAUGAAGCGCAGCAUACCCCAGAACGAGGAGGGUGUGCGCUGGUAUCAUGAGCGAGUCAAGCGCUGGAUGCACAGCGUGAUACUAGGCCGCACCACCGAGCACGGCCCGUUUUGGGAUUCCGAGCGGCGCGGUUGGAGCUUUCGCCGCGACAGCGUCCUUCGCAUUCUCGAGGACGGGAUGGAGCACCUGUCGCCCACGCUGCCCGCGGUCGCCCCGACUCCAAUCCCGCCUGUAACCCCGCGUGCGGGGAUAGCAUAG